Phacochoerus africanus (Common warthog) is the source of this 2430-nucleotide messenger RNA. It is a transcript of the gene P3H2, whose product is annotated as prolyl 3-hydroxylase 2. The record is from RefSeq and is a predicted model, not a curated record. The transcript has 15 exons. Bases 191 to 2311 code for a protein of 706 amino acids. NCBI's taxonomy places the organism in Eukaryota, Metazoa, Chordata, Mammalia, Artiodactyla, Suidae. Gene Ontology annotation, biological process: collagen metabolic process. Gene Ontology annotation, molecular function: L-ascorbic acid binding; protein binding; procollagen-proline 3-dioxygenase activity. Gene Ontology annotation, cellular component: endoplasmic reticulum.
AAGAACGGCCGGCCGGGCCGGCCUCCGCCUCUCAGUUCGCCGAGCGCGGCCGGUCACCUGAGGCUCAAAGGGCAGCCGCUUGGCGGCGGGGCUGGCGGUUUCGCCCGCAAAGCCAAGAGACCGGACUAGGACACCAGCUGCCGGGAGCCGUCUGAGUGCGGGGCCGGCCGGCGCCUGUCCGCGGCAGAGGAUGCGGGAGCGCAUCUGGGCGCCGCUGCCGCUGCUGCUGCCCUGUCUACUGCUGCCGCCGCCGCUGUGGGGUGGCCCCCCGGACGGCCCGCACCCGAGGCGGGAGCCCGAGCCCGGGCCUCUUCAGCCCUUCGACCUGCUCUACGCCAGCGGCGUGGCCGCUUACUACAGUGGGGACUACGAGCUGGCCGUGCGCGACCUGGAAGCGGCGCUGCGCAGCCACCGGCGCCUGCUGGAGAUCCGCGCGCGCUGCGCCCGCCACUGCACCGCGCGCCGCCCGCUCGCGCCCCCGGGCGCCGGCCCCGGGGCCGAGCUGCCCUUCUUCCGCUCGCUGCUCGAGCGGGCUCGCUGCUACCGCAGCUGCCAGAGCCAGCGCCUCGGGGGCCCCGCGUCUCGCCACCGUGCCAGCGAGGAUGUGCGCAGCGACUUCCAGCGCAGAGUGCCCUACAACUACCUGCAGCGGGCCUACCUCAAGCUUAACCAGCUGGAAAAGGCAGUGGAAGCAGCCCACACAUUUUUCAUGGCCAACCCGGAGCACAUGGAAAUGCAGCAGAACAUUGAGAAUUACAGAACGAUGGCGGGUGUUGAAGCCGUCCAGCUGGUGGAUCGAGAAGCAAGACCACACUUGGAAAGUUAUGGUGCAGCAGUUAAACAUUAUGAGACCGAUGACUUUGAACUAGCUAUCAAGUACUUUGAACAAGCUUUAAGAGAGUAUUUCAAUGAAGAUAUGGAGUGCAGAGCCCUGUGUGAGGGGCCUCAGAGAUUUGAGGAGUAUGAGUACUUAGGGUAUAAAGCUGGGCUCUACGAAGCCAUUGCAGAUCACUACAUGCAGGUGCUGGUCUGUCAGCAUGAAUGCGUGAGGGAACUUGCCACCCGCCCCGGCCGCCUCUCCCCUAUUGAGAACUUUCUUCCCCUGCAUUAUGACUACCUACAGUUUGCCUACUAUCGAGUUGGCGAAUAUGUGAAAGCUUUGGAGUGUGCCAAGGCCUAUCUUCUAAUCCAUCCAGAUGAUGAGGAUGUUCUAGACAAUGUGGAUUACUAUGAGAGUCUUUUGGACGACAGCAUUGACCCAGGAUCUAUCGAGGCCAGAGAGGAUUUGAUGAUGUUUGUGAAGCGUCAUAAACUGGAGUCAGAAUUAAUAAAAUCAGCGGCAGAGGGUCUGGGAUUUUCAUACACUGAGCCGAAUUAUUGGAUUCGAUAUGGAGGACGACAGGAUGAGAAUCGGGUCCCUUCAGGAGUGAACGUGGAGGGAGCAGAAGUUCAUGGAUUAUCAAUGGGGAAAAAGUCAUCACCCAAGUUAGACCGAGAUCUAAGAGAAGGUGGCCCUCUCCUCUAUGAAAACAUCACGUUCGUCUACAACUCGGAGCAGCUGAAUGGGACGCAGCGCGUUCUCCUGGACAACGUGUUGUCAGAAGAACAGUGUCGGGAGUUGCACAGCGUGGCCAGUGGGAUCAUGCUUGUUGGUGAUGGAUACAGAGGAAAAACUUCGCCUCAUACACCCAAUGAAAAGUUCGAAGGUGCAACUGUCCUGAAAGCACUCAAAUUUGGUUAUGAAGGCCGCGUCCCCCUCAAGAGCGCCCGUCUGUUCUAUGACAUCAGCGAGAAGGCUCGAAAGAUUGUAGAAUCCUAUUUCAUGCUGAACUCAACCCUGUAUUUUUCCUACACGCACAUGGUCUGCCGAACAGCCCUGUCUGGUCAACAAGAUAGAAGAAAUGAUCUCAGUCAUCCCAUCCACGCGGACAAUUGCCUGUUGGACCCGGAGGCCAAUGAGUGCUGGAAGCAGCCACCUGCUUACACAUUUAGGGACUACAGUGCCCUCCUGUACAUGAACGACGACUUUGAAGGGGGAGAAUUCAUAUUCACUGAGAUGGAUGCCAAGACUGUGACCGCUUCUAUAAAACCAAAGUGUGGACGUAUGAUCAGCUUCUCAUCUGGAGGAGAGAACCCGCAUGGGGUGAAAGCAGUCACCAAGGGCCAGAGGUGUGCUGUGGCUCUGUGGUUUACCUUGGACCCACUUUAUAGAGAAUUGGAGCGAAUACAGGCCGAUGAAGUGAUCGCCAUCCUGGAUCAAGAACAACAAGGGAAGCAUGAACUGAAUAUCAACCCCAAAGAUGAGCUAUAAAAAAUGAGAGAGUGUCCUAUCAGCUAUUUAUUUAAAUUGUUAAUCUUAUGAGAACCUUUUUUAUUUUUGUACAGAGCCGUGGUAUAAGUUAACAGGUUAAUAAGAGUCACCAGAUCUCC